AUGAUGACAUACGGAUACGACCAUUUUAAUGCUGAACCAAUCAUGCUUCGUCAUUCAUCGUCGCUGGCGACGGCAGAUGACAAGAUGUUUGAUAUUUACGCUGCGGAUCAGUACUUUGAUCGAUUCGAAGACGACCAAGGCAUUAUUGUGCCACAGCAUCUCGAACCUGAACAAGCGAGCUAUGAGUUCCCAUCACGGUCGACGCUUGAACAUCUUGCGACAUUCCUCAAUGACAAUGACGAUAACAUGUUUGAUGAGUCACCUCUUGGAUCAACAACGUACUCGGAUGAUGAAGAUUCUGGUCUCGCAGGCGAUGAUCAGUUUGAUUCGUUUAUUGGUUCAAUUGUAUCUGCAUACACCAACGAGAAACGACAACGAUGCACCAAAGUCAAUCACAUGGCUAAAGAGGCUGCCCCUGGCUGUAGUCAUAAGAUGCUGCAACAACGCACCAACCACCACAACAAGCUCGUCAACAAUAAACCAGUAUCCAUGUCAUCCGACAACGAUGACGACUCUCUUGUGGAUGAUGAUGAGGAUGAUGAGAUGAACAUGUUGGUGGAUGAUAGCCGAUUGUCACCUCUUCAAAUUCCACCAGUCGCUCGAUGCGUAUCCUCUUCAAGCUUCCUUUCUUCUUCUUCAGCGUAUUCGUUGCAACGUAAUGAUGGCGUGGUAGCACCUUGUUCGUUUCUUUGCCAUGAAGAUCUUGUGUACCCCAAAAAUCGGGCAUCAGUGUCACCUUACCAUGGUAUGCUGGGCGCUGAGGACCAUCAUCAACAACAACACCUUGACCUGCCCGUGUUUCGUAAUGAAUCAGAGCCCAUAAUGGACGACGAUGACAGCAAUCCUGAUACACCAGCAAAAACUAUCACUCUCAAGCUACGCAAAUCACUGGACACUCGUUAUCGUCGACCUACUUGUCCCAUCAGUGACGAAGGCUAUGCCGAUGACGAUGACGACGACCAUGUUGAUGUUGGUGGCGACUACUCUGACAAUGAGCCUCCUUUGGAAUCUGAAAUGGUGUUCCUUCCACUAUCAGCUGAGGAGCAGCAGCAUAUGGUUGAAGAGGAUGUGCUACGCACCACGGCAGCAACACGUAUCCAGGCAGUAUGGCGUGGUUACCGUGCCAAGAAGCAACUUGCAGCAUCCUCUAGCACGUUGCCAUCAUCUCACCGUUUAAUUGUGGAUCUGGCGCGUAUAUGCAAUGCCAUGCAUCAAAAGCAGAUGAAUACCAUGCAUAGUAGAAUGGAUGAACUGGAGCAGCAACUUGAAGAAGAACGAGCCAUGCGUAUUGCUUUUGAGAAGGCUGUUGAAGAUAUGACCAUCAUGGUUGACCAGCAACAAAACAUGUUGUAUGAUCGUCUCGAGCAACAACGUAUGGAAUACGAGGCCAAGGUUGCCAAGAUGGAAACUCGUUUACGAAAGGAAACCAAGGCAAGAAUGGAAAUGGAGCAAUCAAUGACACACGUCGUUAAACAGGUGCAGGAUAUGCACGCUGCACAACAACGCCGUGCCAAGGAAGACGCAGAGCAUCAAAAGAACUUGCAACGUAAACUCAAUGACGCACUCUAUGAAAUCAAUCAACUCAAAGCAUCAUCGACCACUACCACAACAUCAACAACAUCCACUACUUCAUCAUCACGUACAACAACUUCCACCACCACCACUCCACGUCGUCGUACUAUGGUACCAAAUGCAUCCGGAGCCGCAUCCGUUAAAGCAUCCGGAACUGGUGCACGACAACAACCACGAUCCUCAAUAGCACCACGUCCUUCUCAUCAACCAGCAACAAAAGCUACUCCUCCUCGACUUAGCUCCCGUCCUUCAAUUACGCCACGACCAUCCUCUGCAUUGCGAACUUCUCAACAUAAAACAACCACAACAACUACUACUUCAUCCGCCAACAACAAACGCACAAUGACAAUGACAGCUGUUCGAAACAGUACGUUGCCACGGUGA
Messenger RNA from Lichtheimia ornata, 1956 nucleotides. RefSeq lists its product as uncharacterized. The record is from RefSeq and is a predicted model, not a curated record. The coding region runs from base 1 to 1956 and encodes 651 amino acids. The transcript has 3 exons. Gene Ontology annotation, molecular function: protein binding. NCBI's taxonomy places the organism in Eukaryota, Fungi, Mucoromycota, Mucoromycetes, Mucorales, Lichtheimiaceae.